AUGGCUCAAUCUGUAUCUGGAUACUCCGUCGGUAUUGAUCUUGGUACGACGUACUCCUGUGUCGGUGUGUGGCAAAACGACCGUGUAGAAAUCAUUGCCAAUGACCAGGGUAACCGUACUACUCCGUCAUACGUGGCUUUCACCGACACCGAGCGUCUGAUUGGUGAUGCGGCUAAGAACCAAGUGGCCAUGAACGCGCACAACACCGUGUUCGAUGCUAAGCGUUUGAUUGGUCGCAAAUUUUCGGACCCGCUUGUUCAGGCUGAUAUCAAGCACUGGCCAUUCAAGGUGACAUCUGGCGCUGGUGACAAACCGCAGAUCGUUGUACAGUUUAAGGGCGAAUCGAAAACCUUCCAGCCUGAAGAAAUUUCGUCCAUGGUGUUGAUCAAAAUGCGUGAGGUAGCUGAAGCAUUUAUUGGCAAGGAAGUAAAAAAUGCUGUUAUCACGGUUCCUGCCUACUUCAACGACUCGCAGCGUCAAGCAACUAAGGACGCUGGUGCAAUUGCUGGUCUUAACGUACUUCGUAUUAUCAACGAGCCUACGGCUGCUGCUAUUGCAUACGGCUUGGACAAGAAGGGCGGUGAACGCAAUGUGUUGAUCUUUGAUCUUGGUGGAGGUACCUUCGAUGUUUCGCUGUUGAGCAUUGAGGAAGGUAUCUUUGAAGUGAAGGCUACUGCUGGUGACACCCACCUUGGUGGUGAGGACUUUGACAAUCGUCUUGUAGACCACUUCACGCAGGAGUUCAAACGUAAGCACCGCAAGGACAUCACGGAGAACCAGCGUGCCCUGCGUCGUUUGCGUACUGCGUGUGAGCGUGCUAAGCGUACGUUGUCUUCGUCAGCUCAAGCAUACAUCGAAAUUGAUUCGCUUUUCGACGGUAUCGACUUCAACUCGACCAUUACUCGUGCUCGUUUUGAAGACAUGUGUGGAGACUAUUUCCGCAAAACGAUGGAGCCUGUGGAGAAAGUGCUGCGUGACGCGAAGCUUUCUAAAAGUCAGGUACACGAAGUGGUGCUUGUGGGUGGGUCGACUCGUAUUCCCAAGGUGCAGCAACUGUUGUCCGACUUCUUUAACGGCAAAGAGCCAAACAAGUCGAUCAACCCCGACGAGGCUGUUGCCUAUGGUGCUACAGUGCAGGCUGCGAUUUUGAGUGGUAACGACUCGUCUGAAAAACUGCAAGAUCUUCUUCUGCUCGACGUGACACCACUCUCACUGGGACUCGAGACAGCUGGUGGUGUCAUGACGACACUGAUUGCUCGUAACACGACAGUUCCCACUAAAAAGUCGCAGACAUUCUCGACGUAUGCCGACAACCAGCCGGGUGUUCUGAUUCAGGAUCAACAGAUUGCCCAAUACGUGAAUCAGAUGCUCAAAGUUCAUGCAGAAGGCCUUGAUGGCAUGUUUUCAUCAACUUCGAAUUGGCAUGGAUCAACUUUGCAUGCCAAUUCGCACCCCGACGUAAGUGUGAACUGGAUUUUUUCAAGAGGGGACUGGGUGCUGGAUAGCAUCUCUACAAUGUUUGAAUACCUGACUGGCGAUCUGAAGUAUGACAGAGCGGCUGGGCAGGUACUGGCGGGAUGGCCGUCGGCUCAGACCGGCGGAUUAUCACCACCUCUUGACGACAUUCUGGAUGAAGCUCUACGACUGAAAGUUAAGCUGCUCGCAGCUACAGCUUUUGUGGACUGGGACCUUGGUGGCGACCUAAAUUGCUGUGAUUCUCUUUUGCGCACGGCAACAUUAGUGGGAUUGACAAGCGACGAUAUUGCAUCAGCUUCUGCCGACGUGUCCAAGGGUUUUGUGCAGCGGAGCUUUAACACUGCAAGUUUGGACGAGCUUCCAGACUCCAUCACAGGCGAAUUGGAACAUCUUCGCCAGUCUUAUCGGGAACUCAUGUUAGCGGUACAUGCUCUUUCAAAAGGCAUUGCGGCAAUUCGCACGGAAUCAAAAGUUACGAACCAGCAACUUCUGAGGGCGGUGCUGGCAGCACCCCGCGCAGCUACUAAUUCUGCAACGGUAUUUGAGUCCCCCGACACAUCCACACAACCAAACCAAGCAGAAGCCGUAUCUACAGCGGUUUCGCUUUCGUUCCCAGCCGAUUUGACUGGUCUCCGCGACAUGCCCUUCGAACAGGCCUAUUUUCGGUACAUCGGACACAAUUUGGCGCUAUGCGGUGAUUCCAGAAAGAUGAACCCAAGUCUGCAAAUGAUGAAGCAAAAGAUUGACUUUAUUACAAAAGUGCUGCCCGAUGCAGGCGAGUUCCCACCGCGCCCGGAACCGGGCACGGCGGAGAUUGAGGAAUGGAUCGAUACUAUACGUCAAAAAGCCACGAAGGUGCGCAGUGACGUGGUAUGUUCUUAA
Molecule: messenger RNA, 2358 nt
Organism: Plasmopara halstedii
Lineage: Eukaryota; Oomycota; Peronosporomycetes; Peronosporales; Peronosporaceae
Product: hsp70-like protein
Exons: 3
Coding region: 1-2358 (785 amino acids)
Biological process (GO): cellular response to unfolded protein; protein refolding
Cellular component (GO): cytoplasm
Molecular function (GO): ATP binding; ATP hydrolysis activity; ATP-dependent protein folding chaperone
Source: RefSeq, a predicted model, not a curated record